Molecule: messenger RNA, 1907 nt
Organism: Drosophila innubila
Lineage: Eukaryota; Metazoa; Arthropoda; Insecta; Diptera; Drosophilidae
Gene: mmy
Product: UDP-N-acetylhexosamine pyrophosphorylase
Exons: 3
Coding region: 210-1787 (525 amino acids)
Biological process (GO): UDP-N-acetylglucosamine biosynthetic process
Molecular function (GO): UDP-N-acetylglucosamine diphosphorylase activity
Source: RefSeq, a predicted model, not a curated record
AUGCGACUCUAAUUGGAUUCGCAAAGGGGUUGUUUAUUGUUGGCCGUCGUGUUUUCAGUGUAUAUUUAGGUUUAUUUGGUGUGCUCGGCACUUAUUUAAAGUAUUACACAGCUAAAGUACGUUGACGAACGUCAGUCGCGCCAUAAGUGAAUAGAAGAUGCUGCCUUAGAAACGCCAUAAACAAGUGGCUGCACUGUAAAAAUCUGAAGAUGCAUAACGGGUGCCUUUGUAGGUUACAAUCAGAAAUGGGUCGCAACAACAACCACAGUGCGCAACAACAACAGCGCCUGCUACGGAAUGCUUUCUUUCGCACUGUUGCAACAGCAAUUAAAUCAAUGCCAACAAUGACAGAUCACCUGAUGCUGCACACACGUCUUGCCCAGGUGGGCCAGGAACAUUUACUCAAGUUUUGGCCAGAACUAACAUCGGACGAACGCGCGGAUCUGGUGCGUGAGAUAAACGAGCUCAAUUUGGAUGAGAUUAAAAUGUAUUUCGAUCGUGCCACAAUUUCAAUGAACGAGAAUGGCAUCAAAUUGGAUGAUCGUCUGCAGCCGAUACCGGAUGACCAAAUCCUAUCGAUAGCCCGCACCAAUGAGGAUAAACUGAACUCGUACCGGGAGGAGGGAUUACAACAAAUAAGCAAAGGUCAUGUCGCUGUGCUGCUAAUGGCAGGCGGACAAGGCACACGACUGGGCUUCGAUCAACCCAAGGGCAUGUACGAUGUUGGCCUACAGUCUCACAAAACGCUCUUUCGCAUUCAGGCGGAGCGCAUCCUGAAGCUGGAGCAAUUGUCCAAGGAGUUGACCGGCAAACGGGGUCACAUUGUGUGGUACAUAAUGACAUCGGAGCACACAAAACAGCCGACACUUAAGUACUUUGAGGCCAACAAUUACUUUGGCCUGCAGGAGGAGAAUGUGUUGCUGUUUGAACAGGGUUCGUUGCCGUGCUUCGACUACGAUGGCCGCAUCAUACUGGACGAGAAGCAUCGCGUGUCGCGUUCCCCGGAUGGCAAUGGCGGCAUCUAUCGGGCCAUGCAGGUCGCUGGAAUUCUGGAUGAUAUGCAGCAACGGGGCGUUCUCUAUCUGCAUGCGCACAGCGUUGACAACAUUCUGAUCAAGGUGGCAGAUCCCGUAUUCAUUGGCUACUGUGUCCAGGAGAAGGCUGACUGUGCAGCCAAGGUGGUGGAGAAGGCGGCACCCAAUGAGGCUGUCGGUGUGGUGGCCAUGGUCGAUGGCAAGUACCAGGUUGUCGAGUACAGUGAGAUCUCAGCCAAGACCGCCGAGAUGCGCAACUCGGACGGACGUCUAACAUUCAGUGCUGGCAAUAUAUGUAAUCAUUUCUUUACUGCCGACUUUCUACACAAGAUUGGCAAGACCUAUGAGCGGGAGCUGAAGCUGCAUGUGGCCAAAAAGAAGAUUCCGUUUGUGGACAAUGCCGGGAAACGUUUGACGCCGGACAAACCCAAUGGCAUCAAGAUUGAAAAGUUUGUCUUUGAUGUGUUUGAGUUUGCCGAAAAAUUUGUGGCCAUGGAAGUGCCACGUGACGAGGAGUUCAGUGCUCUUAAGAAUGCCGAUUCCGCUGGCAAGGAUUGCCCCAGUACAGCCCGUGCCGAUCUCCAUCGGUUGCACCGUAAAUAUAUCGAAAAUGCCGGUGGCAUGGUGCACGGUGACAUCUGUGAGAUCUCACCGUUUGUCAGCUACGCCGGAGAGAAUCUCGCCCAGCUGGUCGAGGGCAAAUCGUUCAGCAGUCCCGUUUAUCUGCGCGAUUCCAUGCAGGGGCAUCUAUAGACCCCUUACAUACAUACAUAUAUAUAUAUAUGUACAUAUAGACUGAUGAAUGUGGAUAGUUUUCUGUAUAAAAGAUUUGAUUCAAUUUCAAUUACAAUAAUUAAGGCAAAAGCAUGAAAA